Messenger RNA from Diatraea saccharalis (sugarcane borer), 574 nucleotides. The record is from the annotation of a GenBank genome assembly. NCBI's taxonomy places the organism in Eukaryota, Metazoa, Arthropoda, Insecta, Lepidoptera, Crambidae.
UCUGCUGAGCUGUAUGGAAUAUAUUCCUUUGCUUUUAAUAACAAAAUAAUACUGUCAACAACAUAACCUCCAAACUUGAAUGAAUAAGGAAAGUUAAUUUUUAUAAACAUUUGAUAUCAAAGUGAAUAAUAAUAAAAUGAGUGGACUCACGGUGACACUUCAAUUUAGCGGCGGCGCCGAGCUCCUUUUCGACAAGGUUAAGAAAAGGGAAGUAGAAUUGCCUGCUCUAGAGAAAUUCUUACCACAAAUUAAUAAAACUGAUUGGUCUUUAAGAGAGCUGCUAGUUUGGAUAAAAGAUAAUUUGUUGAGGGAAAGGCCAGAACUGUUCUUACAGGGGGAUUCUGUGAGGCCAGGCAUAUUAGUUUUGAUCAACGACUCCGACUGGGAAUUAUACGGAGAAUUAGAUUACAAAAUACAUAAUGGCGAUACAAUUAUGUUUAUAUCUACGUUACACGGUGGAUGAAAAUUGUUAAUAUAUUAUUUGUUGGGUGUAUUUAAUAUAAAGUUUUUUUAACUUGUUAAUUCUUAAGGUAAUUUAUCAAUAAAUUUUUUUAAAGGACUGUUGUGUAUUUAU